GACAGAAACGGGUGAAAGGUGGAGAGUUGUCGGCGAACUGGAAUCCACACAGUUUACAUUUUUGGGUGGAUUUAUUUGAGGAUAAUAAUGAACGUGAACGGAAUACUUCUUUUAUCCAAAUGUGUGAAACAAACUGGGAAACGUUUUCUCGCCAGUCAUGCCGGGAAACAAGCGGUACUGCUUCAACAACAGCAAAAAAGAUCCUUCAGAACUCAGUCCCGACAGCUCGCAUACGCCAAGGAUCUGUUUAUGGGGCAAGUAAACAAGAAAGAAGUUUUCCCCUUUCCAGAAAUCUCUAAUGAUGAAGUUGAAGAGAUUAGUCAGCUUGUUGCACCUGUUGAGAAAUUCUUUAGCGAAGAAGUGGACUCGGCGAAGAUUGACAGAGAAGCCAAAAUUCCCCCUGAAACACUUAAUGGACUCAAAGAACUGGGCCUGUUUGGGAUGCAAAUUCCAGAGGAGUAUGGCGGUCUCGGACUGUCUAACACAAUGUACGCACGGCUAGCUGAGAUCACUGCUUUAGAUGGUUCUAUCGCGGUUACACUGGCUGCACAUCAAGCCAUUGGUCUCAAGGGGAUCCUAAUAGCUGGAAGUGAAGAACAGAAGAAGAAAUAUUUGCCAAAACUGGCUACUGGAGAACACGUAGCAGCUUUUUGUCUCACUGAGCCAGGAAGUGGAAGUGACGCUGCCUCUAUUCAGACUCGAGCCACAUUGUCAGAAGAUGGUGCUCAUUAUCUGAUCAACGGCUCUAAGAUAUGGAUUUCUAAUGGAGGGUUUGCAGACAUCAUGACAGUAUUUGCACGCACAGAGGUAGAGGAAAAAGGAGUGAAGAAGGAUAAAAUAACAGCUUUUAUUGUUGAGAGGGCCUUCGGGGGCAUCACCAGUGGGAAGCCUGAAGACAAACUGGGAAUACGGGGUUCUAACACUUGUGAAGUUGCCUUUGACAAUGUCCCGGUGCCAAUAGAGAAUGUCAUUGGAGAAGUAGGAGGUGGAUUCAAGGUUGCUAUGAAUAUCCUGAAUUCUGGAAGGUUCAGUAUGGGCAGUUCAUCCGCUGGAAUGAUCAAGAAACUUAUAGAACUGACAUCUGAGUACGCUGCCUCACGGAAGCAGUUCAACAAGAACCUGAGUGAAUUUGGAAUGAUCCAGGAAAAGUUUGCUCUGAUGGCCAUGAACGCUUACGUGAUGGAGAGCAUGGCCUACCUCACUGCAGGAAUGAUGGACAAACCAGGGCUUCCUGACUGUUCUGUUGAAGCAGCCAUCGUGAAAAUCUUCAGUUCAGAGGGAGGUUGGAUUUGUGUCAGUGAAGCUCUGCAGGUUCUCGGGGGUGUGGGUUACACCAAAAACUACCCCUUUGAGCGGUACGUCAGAGACUGCCGCAUCCUGCCCAUUUUUGAGGGGACCAAUGAGAUCCUGAGGAUGUACAUCUCUCUCACUGGGAUGCAGUACGCUGGAAAAAUCCUGACAGGAAAAAUCAAAGAGAUGAAGAAGGGUAACAUUGGUCUUGCUUUGGGGAUGGCAGGACAAAAGCUGAGAGCGGCUCUCGGUGCCUCUGUCGACUAUGGACUGACCGGGAAAGACGGUGUGGUUCAUCCCAGUUUAGCAGAAAGUGCAAAGAAGUUUGAGCUGAAUGUGUCACAUUUUGGGUCGACAGUGGAGAGUCUGCUGUACAGAUACGGGAAGACCAUCGUGGACGAACAGCUCGUCCUGAAGAGAGUGGCAGAUGUGCUUAUUAACCUGUACGCCAUGACUGCAGUCCUGUCCCGAACCAGUCGCUCCAUCAGCAUCGGACUGCGCAACCACGAUCACGAGGUCCUGCUCGCAAACACAUUCUGCACCGAGGCGCACUUUAAGAACAAUUACAUGUUGACUCAGUUACAAAAGCACGCUCCGGAGAACAACGACGCCAACAUCAAGAAGAUCGCAACGCAGGUUUUGAACAACAGAGCCUACGUCUGCUCUCAUCCUUUAGAAAGAACGUACUGACCUCCCGACCUGAGGUAAUUUAACAGAAUAACUCUAUUUAUAAAUUCAAUGCUGCUGUUGAAUUUAUUGACAGUAAACCGUAGUGGGCCAGGCCUGUGCACUUAACCAAAUCUGACCUGUUUAACUUUUAAAGACUCUUCAUUUAGUCUAAUUGAUUAACGAGUUUCUCAGGAGUGUACGUACUGGUUAAAAGCUACACAGUGAUCAGAGAUUUCAGUCACUUAAUAGUCCACUCCUUUUACUGUUGAACUUUCUAACACUUUUAUACACAUUCUGAUUGUGUUUAUUCAAACGUUUGUGUAGAUGUCAGAUGUCCAGCUGAAGUGCUCUUUAUGACACCACAUUCUGCUCACUUUUUGCAGUUUUAAUUCCCAUUUUCUGUUUGUGAAUACGUUGCUUCAGUGAUUUUUCUUUUUUUAUGUGACAACUUUAAAAUGAAAAAUGUCCUUUUCUUCCUCUGUCAAAGGCGGAGCUGCUCGCUUGUAAAGAAACGAUGAUUUUUUGUCAAAUCUCCUGU
Messenger RNA from Periophthalmus magnuspinnatus, 2497 nucleotides. It is a transcript of the gene acad9, whose product is annotated as acyl-CoA dehydrogenase family, member 9. The record is from RefSeq and is a predicted model, not a curated record. Lineage: Eukaryota; Metazoa; Chordata; Actinopteri; Gobiiformes; Gobiidae. The transcript is spliced from 18 exons. Gene Ontology annotation, molecular function: acyl-CoA dehydrogenase activity; flavin adenine dinucleotide binding. The coding region runs from base 88 to 1980 and encodes 630 amino acids.